Messenger RNA from Hibiscus syriacus, 2053 nucleotides. Its product is annotated as probable receptor-like serine/threonine-protein kinase At5g57670. Gene Ontology annotation, molecular function: protein kinase activity; ATP binding. Bases 128 to 1942 code for a protein of 604 amino acids. The record is from RefSeq and is a predicted model, not a curated record. The transcript has 10 exons. Gene Ontology annotation, biological process: protein phosphorylation. NCBI's taxonomy places the organism in Eukaryota, Viridiplantae, Streptophyta, Magnoliopsida, Malvales, Malvaceae.
GCCCACACUUUAUAACUGAACUUAAUCAUGCUGUUGCUUCUACUACACAUGUUGUUAACCUAAGUUUUGUUGUUUAUAUAUAUUGUGUUGCAUUUGAAACCUGUUGGACAAGUUUGUGUACUCGAAAAUGAUGACUUCAAAACCUGCUAAGAUACUCAUUGGCAUCUCAUUAGGUUUAGACCCCAAUGACAGCAAGGAACUGUUGUCGUGGGCAAUCAGAGUUCUAGCUCGUCCAAAUGACACCAUUGUUGCCCUACAUGUUCUUGUUGGUGAGGAACAGAAGAAGAGUAAGUUGGUAAGAAAAGAUCAGGCAAAAUUUCGGCAGGCAAGAGCUCAUGUUAUAACUGUGCUUGGAGAAUUUGCUAGUACCUGCCAAUCUAAGCAGGUAAACUUGGAGGCAAAAGUAGGAGUUAACUCGAGUGUUAAAAGGGGUCUAAUUGAGGAAGCAAAGUCCAUCUCAGCUGAUUUUCUUCUUCUCCUUGGCUCCAGAAAGCGUUCAAAAGAAACAUCACAUAAAAUCACAUCAUACUGUUUGAAGCAUGCCCCUGAAGGCUGUGCAGUGGUAUCGAUCGGGAAGUCGAAGAACCAACAGCAAAACUCGACCCCAAAGUCGACACAUGUACAUUUUGAUGAAACUCAUCAAUGGAGCACAACGUCGUCUAACAAGAGUGACAACAGCGGCGAUGCGUCGGUCUCCCCUGUUCAAAAUCCCGUCGUCUCGAAGCUGUCACCAACGACUGUUCUAGAUGCACUUCAAGGAGAAUCAAAUAGCAUAGAAGAUGAUAGCUCUAGUUUCUGGGACUCGACAAUGUCUGGUUCCCCUCCUCAGCCACCAAAGUUUAAAGGGGAACCAUGCACAAGGAAACAGAUGUCACCUUACAGAUUCAUCUCAAUGGUAUUUAAGUCUCCACUGAGGAAAAGAAAGUCUAAUUUAUCCAAUAAAGAAAAGGAGCAGCCAUUGAUGAGGUGCUUUAGCUUUGAGGAGAUCUCAAAUGCUACAAACAACUUCCAUCCAGAUAAUAUAGUCGGUCGAGGCGGGUAUUCGGAAGUUUACAGGGGUGAUCUUUCGGAUGGGAGAGCUAUUGCAGUCAAGAUGUUGGCCAAGGACAACAAGGAUGAAAACAAAGAGAAAGAGUUCCUCACUGAAUUGGGCGUCAUUGGACAUGUUUGCCACCCGAAUACCGCGAAAUUAGUUGGCUGCUGCGUCGAAAAUGGACUUUAUUUGAUUUUCUACUUCUCUGAGAAAGGAACUCUGGCAACUGCCUUGCAUGGUAAAACAAGUGUGGUACUGGAUUGGCCUGUGAGAUACAAGAUUGCCCUUGGAGUUGCUAGAGGUCUUUAUUAUCUGCACAAAUGUUGCAAACACCGAAUCAUACACCGCGACAUAAAAGCCUCUAAUGUCCUUCUCGGAAUGGAUUACGAACCGCAGAUAACUGAUUUUGGGCUUGCCAAAUGGCUCCCUAACAAAUGGACUCACCAUGCUGUGAUCCCUAUAGAGGGAACAUUCGGGUACCUAGCACCGGAGUAUUUCAUGCACGGUAUUGUGGAUGAGAAAACAGAUGUUUUCGCCUUCGGGGUUCUUCUCCUCGAGAUCAUUACCGGUCGUCGGCCUGUGGAUUCCUCGAAGAAAAACCUCCUCUUAUGGGCAAAACCUAUUAUGGAAUCCGGGAACAUCAAUGAACUAGCCGAUCCGAAACUGAAAGGCAGAUACGACGAGGAUCAAAUGCAUAGAUCAGUUCUAACAGCUUCCUAUUGCGUGAGGCAAUCAGCGGUAUGGCGUCCAUCAAUGAGCGAGGUCUUGGAGCUUCUAAUGUCUGGCCAGGACUCUGAUGUUGCAAAAAGAUGGAGGAUGCCGAAGUUUACCUCCGCUGAGUUGGACGACUACUCGAUGGUUUUCGGUUAUGAGGUCCCGACAGACAUUUCCCUGGAGGAAUUCUUAUGAGUCGGUCCACACUAUUGUAUGCAGGGCAGCUUCAGAUGGCUGGAUAGAAUGUUGAGUUUCUUCUUUUGAACUUUACACGUACAUUUCAAUACUUGCUAGGGGUUCUUAUGU